AUGUCUGAAAAGAUUGAAAAGGAUGUUGAAGAGCAGAUUUCUGGGUUGGAUCUUUCUGAAUAUAAGAACAUUGAGCUGUCAAAAAUAACCAAGAAGGAUAUAGGACAGAAAAUUCGAACUUUUGGAUGGGUUUCAAAUGUAAGAUCCCAGUCUGCUAUAACAUUCAUUGAGUUGUAUGCACAUUACAAGACAGUAAAGUGUGUAUAUCAGAAGAAGAUGCAUCUUACCAUAUGCACAUCUAUGACUGUUUAUGGAACAGUAUCAAAAAACUUUGGGAAGAAGGAUGCCCAUGAGUUUGAGAUACAAGUUGAGGGGGUUGAGAUAUACAAUGAAGCCAUAGCACCCUCUUUCCCAUUGAAUGAGGAGUCGUCAGUGAAUGCCAUACUCACAAAUGGCCAUCUUGCUCUUAGAACAAAAAAACGCCAGCUAUUUCUUAAGGCAAGAAGCCACCUCUUGAAGAUUAUAAGAGACUUUUACUUUGAGAGGGAAUACACAGAGAUCACUCCUCCAACAAUGGUUCAGACACAGGUUGAGGGAGGAAGUACGCUGUUUAAGUUGGAUUACUAUGGUGCUGAUGCCUACCUGACUCAGUCGUCCCAGCUUUAUCUUGAAACUGUGGUGCCUGUCUCACAUCGUGCUUAUUGUAUAAUGCCAUCCUACCGGGCUGAAAAAAGUAGGACGAGAAGACAUUUAAGCGAGUACACUCAUGUUGAAGCCGAACUGGCAGAUGUUGAUCUAAACGGGCUUAUAUCUUCUAUUGAGGCUUUAAUAUCAUAUUCGAUGAAGAGAUUCUAUGAAGAUAUGAAAGAGGAUAUUUUGAAUGUGUUUCCUAAUUUUGAAUUCCACAAGGUUCCGGAGGUCCCAUUCAAGAAGAUUAAAUAUCCCGAGGCUAUUGAGUUGUUAAGAAGCAAAGGAUAUAAGAAGGAAGAUGGAGCAGACUUUGAGCUUGGAGAUGAUAUUCCCGAUGCUGCUGAAAGAUAUCUCAUUGAAGUUAUUGGGGAUGGACUACCCGUGUUUUUAACACACUUUCUUGUGGAACACAAACCUUUUUAUAUGAGAAAGGACGAAAACGAUAAGAACCUAACAGAAAGUACUGAUCUUCUGUUUCCAGGAAUUGGGGAGAUUCUGGGAGGGUCAAUGAGACAAGACACCUAUGAAGAUCUAAUCGAAGGGUUUAAGAGGGAAAACAUAAGUAUCGACCCAUACUACUGGUAUCUUGACAUGGCAAGGUUUGGGCCAUGCAGACAUGGAGGAUAUGGCCUUGGCUUCGAAAGGUUCCUGAUGGGUCUUAUGAAAUAUGAAAACGUCGACGAGGCAACGCUCUAUCCAAGAAAGGUCUCCCGAUGCCAGCCCUGA
Encephalitozoon romaleae SJ-2008 is the source of this 1356-nucleotide messenger RNA. Its product is annotated as asparagine-tRNA ligase. The transcript has a single exon. The record is from RefSeq and is a predicted model, not a curated record. Gene Ontology annotation, biological process: asparaginyl-tRNA aminoacylation. Bases 1 to 1356 code for a protein of 451 amino acids. Gene Ontology annotation, cellular component: cytoplasm. Gene Ontology annotation, molecular function: asparagine-tRNA ligase activity; ATP binding. NCBI's taxonomy places the organism in Eukaryota, Fungi, Microsporidia, Unikaryonidae.